Fusarium vanettenii 77-13-4 is the source of this 4158-nucleotide messenger RNA. RefSeq lists its product as uncharacterized. The record is from RefSeq and is a predicted model, not a curated record. NCBI's taxonomy places the organism in Eukaryota, Fungi, Ascomycota, Sordariomycetes, Hypocreales, Nectriaceae. Gene Ontology annotation, biological process: transmembrane transport. Gene Ontology annotation, cellular component: membrane. The coding region runs from base 1 to 4158 and encodes 1385 amino acids. Gene Ontology annotation, molecular function: ATP binding; ATP hydrolysis activity; ABC-type transporter activity. The transcript has 2 exons.
AUGGCGACAAACGAUGGGAAAAGCUUCCCACCGAGGAAAUGGUACAGACGAGUACCGUUUCUGUCGACAAAGCCUAUUAAGACACCACUGACGGAACGGUAUUCGCAUUCAUCUUCAAGCACAGAAGAUGCUGGGAGCAGGGAAAAGACAGCGUUGCCAGAGUCGACGGCAAACUGGCUGUCGAUAUUGUUAUUCGGCUGGCUGGCUCCUCUUUUGAGAACGGGAUACACCAGGCCUCUUCAAACCGACGACCUGUAUGACAUGCCCGGCAACAGAUUGGCGGAAGAUCAUGCGGAUAAACUCGAAAAAUGCUGGUCUGAGAGGCUUGAGAGGAACAGCAACCAAAAAGUUCCCUCUGGGCUGUUUUCAUGGAGACCUUUCUGGGCGAGGCGAACGACUGACGCCACCGUCUUGACCAUGGCUCUCAACGACGUUUGCUUCCGGUGGUUCUGGAUAGGAGGUUUCUUCAAGUUAUGCGGCGACUUGUCGCAAAUGGUCUCUCCUGUUCUCAUCAGAUUUCUCAUCGCCACAUUGAAAGAUCCAUCACAAUCAGCUUUACGCUCAGGCUUUGGAUACGCAGUUGGGCUGUUUCUUCUGCUCGUCUUCUCUGUCACGGCCAACGUUCAUGGCUUCUACCGCUCAUACACGACGGGCAUUCUCCUGAGAGGCGCCCUCAUGCAUACCAUUUAUCGCAGGGCAACGACGAAACUCACUGAGAGAGCCAAGCUAAAGAAUGGUCUUGGCACGGGAAAGCUGAUGAGCUUGAUGAGCGCCGACGUCACACGCGUGGACUUUUGUUGCGGCUUCUUUCACUCUGCGUGGACCAGCAUCCUCCAGAUUCUUCUCUGCUUCGCCCUGACGGUGUGGUCACUGGGCUACAGCGCACUCCCUGGAUUCGGCCUUCUGGCACUGCUAUACCCGCUGCAGACUUACAUGAUGGGGAUGCUACUACGCCUGCGUCGAGGUAGCAUGCCCUUUACCGAUGCGCGAGUCAAGGCUGUUGUCGAAGCGGUUUCAACUAUCCGCCUUGUCAAAACCAACGCUUAUGAAAAUAGCCUACUCGAAAAGGUCGGAAAGUUGAGGUCUGACGAGGUUGUCUACAUCCGCAAGAGGAUGCUUCUCCGAGCUCUCAACAUCGCCGUCUCAUACACUGCCCCCACACUCGCCUCUGUCGUUAGCAUCGUGUGCUAUGGAGCAACGAGCAAGAAUGGCAUGGAACCAAGUGUCGUCUUUUCUGCGCUCGCUUUCUUCUUGCUUCUGAGGACACCACUGCAGGCUCUACCUGUUGCACUUUCGGCUAUAGCGGAUGCUCGGGCGGCACUUGAACGUCUAUCUGCAUUUAUGCUCGCGUCUGAUGUGGCCCCGAAGAAUGACUCUGGAAUUCGUUCAGGCUGUGGUGAGGGAUCAUCAGCCGACGUGGUGAUUCAAGUCGAGGAUGCCACUUUUGCGUAUCACGAUGACGAGGAACUCCUGGCAGACGACGCAAAUGAGAAAUCUGGGCAAGUCAAUGAGAACAGGAGCCAAAGCCAAAGACUACGCCUUGAUUCACUCGUGGUCAAGAAGAACCAGCUUGUCUGUAUCGUUGGCCCUGUUGCAUCAGGCAAGACUUCGGUUCUCAAAGCGUUACUAGGAGACAUGCAACUUGUCCAGGCGCGCUCGUGCCAGCUCAACCUUGAAACCUCGUCUCCAUCUUCCCAGCUUUCUUAUGCCUCGCAGACAGCCUGGUUGCUCAGCGAGACGGUGAGAGAGAACAUCAUCUUCGGCAGACCACUGGAUCUGGCUUGGUACAACGAAGUUCUCAGGCGGUGCUGUUUACACCAGGACUUGGAGAGACUUCCCGACGGCGACAUGACAGUCGUCGGCGAGAUGGGUGUCUCUUUAUCAGGCGGCCAGAAGCAGCGUGUGAGUCUUGCUAGGGCCAUCUACGGAAAGAGUCCACUACUCUUUCUCGACGACUGUUUCUCUGCUCUGGAUGCGCAUGUUGGAUCUCGGGUGUUCGACAUGGUGAUCAACCAAGCCCGGAGAAACAGUGAGGGUACUAUUGUUCUGGUGACACAUUCUAUGGUGUUUGCUCGACAGGCGGAUCAUAUUGUCUACAUGGAAGGCGGCCGCAUCGUGGAACAGGGCUCGUAUGAGCUUCUUUCAAGUCUAGGUGGUCCCUUUUCUCGCUUUGCAGGAGCCCCUGACUCAGACUCUGAGUCAACUCAGUCUGGUGGUGACUCUGAGCAACCAGAGGACUUGAAAAUCAAGGCCAAGGAGGAGGACACCCUCACGGAGAAGCCAAAAGAGAAGCCCAAGGGCCGAGGCAACGAGAUCAUGCAGAGCGAGGAGAGACUUGUCGGCUCUGUCAGCGGUAGAACCUACGUCCGCUACGUACAAUUCGGCAACGCCUUCCUCACGGUUCCCUUCUUCAUCACGUCCAUCUUCAUCUAUCAAGGCUCAAGCAUCGUCUCACCGCUGUGGUUGAGCUGGUGGCAAGACACCAAGUACAAGUCCAUCUCUGAGGACGAAUACAUGGGAGGCUACGCGGCGUUUGGUAUUGGACAGUCUCUGGGUUUAUUCUUCAUGAACGCUACCUUUGCUCUCUUCUGCUUCUGGUGCUCCAACAAUCUUCACCGUGCGGCCAUGUCGAGCGUACUCCGUGCGCCAGUGGCUUUCUUCGAUACGACGCCCCAGGGACGUAUCACGCACCGGUUUAGCAAGGAUGUCGACGCUGUGGAUAAUGUUGUGGGCGAGACGCUGCGACUCUUCAUCUCGACUUCGGUACAAGCAAUUGGCACCAUUAUUGUUGUGACCAUUAUUCUGCCGCCCUUCAUAGCCAUCGCAGCUGCGCUCCUACUUGCCUACACCUGGACUGGCAUGUACUUCCGACCCUCGUCGCGAGAGCUGCGCCGUCUAAACAAUCUGCUACGCAGCCGCAUCUACGAACAUUUCGGCGAGUCCCUAUCCGGUCUGCCCACCCUCAAGGCUUUCGGCGCCGUGUCGCGCUUCGUCGCGGACAACUCACGCAAGAUUGACACUGAGAACACGGCUUACUGGCUCUCGGUGGCGUGUCAGCGCUGGCUCAAUCUCCGUCUAGAUCUUUGCGGCGCGACACUUGUGCUCGUCGCUGGCCUGCUUGUCGUAGGACUUCGAGACACGAUUCCUCCAUCAUCGGGAGGUGUAGUGUUGUCCUACGUUGUCACAGCGCAAGCCGUCUUUGGCAACAUGAUUCGACAGAGUGCCGAGAUUGAAAACAACAUGAAUUCGGUCGAGAGAAUGCUUCACUAUGUGUUUGACAUUCAGCAAGAGCCUGCGCACGAGGUCAAAGAUGUGGACAAGGGCCUGAAGAGUGGCGAAUGGCCCUGUGAUGGGCAUGUCCAAUUCCAGUCCCUGACGCUGAGCCAUCGCCCUGGCCUGGAACCUGCACUCAGAGAUGUGACUCUGGAUAUAAAGCCAGGCGAAAAGGUUGGCAUCGUCGGUCGCACCGGAGCAGGAAAGACAACUUUGAUUACUGCGUUGCUGAGGAUCACUGAGCCCACAAGUGGCAGAAUUCUCAUUGACGGAGUGGACAUUCACACGGUCGGCCUUCAUCUACUUCGAUCAAGCCUGUCAGUCAUCAGCCAAGACGCUAUCCUCCUAGCCGGGACAAUCCGGUACAAUCUGGAUCCAUUCCAGCAGUAUGACGAUGACUGGCUCCGCCAAUGCUUGAGGAGAGUUGGACUUGACCAACCAGACUCUAGUUCAAUCGCUGAACAGGGGAGUGAUUGUGAGAAGAACCCUGAGUCCGAGCUCAUCAGCGCCAGCCCGAGUCUAACUCUAGACUCGGAGGUCAAGGAGAACGGUGCCAACAUCUCUCAUGGUCAACGGUCCUUGAUCUCAAUUGCCCGGGCGCUUGUGCGGCGAUCAAAGAUUGUCAUUCUUGACGAAGCCACGGCGUCUAUUGACGGCAGGACUGACAUGGAGCUUCAAGUGAUGCUGAACGAGGUAAUGGGUGAUGCUACAGUUCUGACUGUGGCUCAUAGACUGGACACCAUCAUUUCCACGUGUGAUAGGGUAGUUGUGAUGGACAGUGGCAGAGUCGCUGAGUUUGACACUAUCCCGGCGCUCUAUUCCAGGCCAGACAGUUUAUUCAGGGUCCUCUGCGAUGCCGCCAAGAUUACUGUUCGAGGGGCGUAG